This is a messenger RNA of Lotus japonicus, 1248 nucleotides long. RefSeq lists its product as uncharacterized. The record is from RefSeq and is a predicted model, not a curated record. Lineage: Eukaryota; Viridiplantae; Streptophyta; Magnoliopsida; Fabales; Fabaceae. The transcript has a single exon. Gene Ontology annotation, molecular function: nucleic acid binding; RNA-DNA hybrid ribonuclease activity. The coding region runs from base 1 to 1248 and encodes 415 amino acids.
AUGGCACAACUUGCUAACUUAAAUUUUGUGUCAAAUUUAUUUGUUGAUAAUGUGCAGGUAUGGAAUAGAGAUCUCAUUGAGUUGGUUUUCUGGCCCCCCACAGCCAAGGAGAUCAUGUCAAUCCCUCUACCAUUGCGUCCAUUACCGGAUGUCCUUUUUUGGCCCUUGACAACCGAUGGGACCUACACCACCAAAACUGGUUAUGAUUUUGUGCGGCAGCAUCGAUCCCAGAAUGCGGCAUCCCCUUCCUCACAUUCUGAUGCAAGAGGACGUGGCCAACACAAACGCUUCUGGCGAUCUCUGUGGAAGGCUCAGGUUCUACCACGCGUGAAGGAGGUGGCUUGGCGGGCAACGCUUGAUAUCUUACCCGUGCGUCAAGCCUUGAGAAAGCGAGGAUUGGAGCUUGACGAGGGCUGUCCUUUUUGCUUGGGGUCAGAGGAGACAAUAGUUCAUGUGCUGUUCCAAUGUCCCGUGGUGCUUCGGUGGUGGUUUGCUUCGCCUUUGAGCCUGAGAUUCCGGGAAGGAGACGAGCCCGCAAGUUAUUUUCAACAGUUAUUUGAGACCGAUGACCCAGAGGUAAUUAACUAUGGCCUGACUUUGAUAUAUGCAAUCUGGGAGCAGAGGAAUAAUCUUGUGCAUCAUGGGGUCCAAGCAAGCUUUGAGGCUUUGCUGCAUCGUGUUCCAGCGCUGGAGUGUGCGGGCAGCAGCGAUCAUGCAGAGUCCAGUCCAACUCGUGUAGAGGAGCUCAGGAUAACUUGGCGCAGACCGGUUGGAAACACCAUCAAGCUCAACUUUGAUGCCUCGUGGACAGCAGCUAGUGAAGCUGGGUUUGGUAUGAUAGCUAGGAACCACAAUGGUGAGGUGAUGGCGGCAGCUGCUCUUGGUUUUAUGAGUGCACCUUCUGCUCUUAUGGCUGAAGCAUUAGCAUUCCGUUGGUGCGUAUCUUUGGCUAAGGACCUUGGUUUCUUCCGGGUGGUUUUAGAGACGGAUUGUCUUCAACUUUUUGAGGCUUGGAAGAAGAAUAGGCCGGGGGAUUCUUAUUUAUUUUCUCUCUUGAAUGAUUGUCGAGACAUGGUCUCUUUAUUUACUAGUUUUGAGCUUUCUUUUGUUCGUCGUUCCGGUAACAGUGUGGCUGAUUUCUUGGCUAAGAACUCCUCAAAAUUUUCCAACGUUGUUUGGAUUGAGGAGGUUCCCCAGGAAUUGGACCUUUUGGUGACUUCGGAUGUUUUAGCCUCUAUGGCGCUUUGA